Trachymyrmex septentrionalis is the source of this 389-nucleotide messenger RNA. RefSeq names its product senecionine N-oxygenase-like. Lineage: Eukaryota; Metazoa; Arthropoda; Insecta; Hymenoptera; Formicidae. The record is from RefSeq and is a predicted model, not a curated record. The transcript is spliced from 3 exons. Gene Ontology annotation, molecular function: N,N-dimethylaniline monooxygenase activity; flavin adenine dinucleotide binding; NADP binding. The annotation marks the transcript as partial.
GAUUAAAACGUAAUAUUUUUCUGUCUCGGAUAGGAAUGGAUUUGGCGUUGGAGAUAUCCAAGAAUGCGAAUCGCGUGAUAUUGAGUCAUCACCUGACCGAGACCAUCGACACCGUGUUUCCCGAGAAUGUCGUGCAGAAAGGUGACGUAGUGGAAUUGACGGAACGCGAGGUGGUUUUUGCGGACGGGACGAAGGAGCAGGUUGAUGUCGUCUUCUAUUGUACAGGCUACAAGUACAGCUUCCCCUUUCUCGCCGAGUCCUGUGGAGUGCGAGUGGAUUCCAACAUGGUCACGCACCUUUGGAAGCAUCUGGUGUGCAUAGAGAACCCUACUUUGGCAUUGAUUGGCCUUCCAUUCUACGUUUGCGCCUUUAGUAUGUUCGAUUUGCAG